AUGCAGGCCGAGAUGCAGAAACAGCGCAGGUACAAAGCCGGCACCGCAGAACUUUUGACCGCGCGAAGGACCAAGGACGAGAUGGGCAAGGGGGGGGGGAUCGUGGCAGCAGAGAAAAUCGAAAAGAGCAGCGAUCAGACAGAGAUCCAGACAGAAAAAGCAACCUCGACGGCCGAUGGCCAGCUGGGCUCGACGCUGAACAGCUGGACUGGGCGCAAGAUCCGAGACACGAUAUCGCCACGCCCGCCCGCCUCAAAGCAUCCGCCAGAGACAGAGGAGAGGGAUGGAAAAGGACGAGCCGCGAAAAGGUGCAAGCUGUCACCGAAAGCGGCUCGAGGCCCGGGACGGACGGGCUACGCGGCCGUGGUUCGUGUUAGAUCCAAACCCAGUCUUGCCGAGGCGAAGGCCAGUACCGAGCAAGGCAGGGAAGCUCUCGAGAAUGCUCUUCUCACUUUGGCUUGA
Trichoderma citrinoviride is the source of this 462-nucleotide messenger RNA. RefSeq lists its product as hypothetical. Lineage: Eukaryota; Fungi; Ascomycota; Sordariomycetes; Hypocreales; Hypocreaceae. The transcript has 7 exons. The coding region runs from base 1 to 462 and encodes 153 amino acids. The record is from RefSeq and is a predicted model, not a curated record.